Messenger RNA from Coniophora puteana RWD-64-598 SS2, 1201 nucleotides. RefSeq names its product aryl-alcohol dehydrogenase. The record is from RefSeq and is a predicted model, not a curated record. The transcript has 16 exons. Lineage: Eukaryota; Fungi; Basidiomycota; Agaricomycetes; Boletales; Coniophoraceae. Bases 8 to 1051 code for a protein of 347 amino acids.
CGACGCCAUGUCCGCUGCAACCAAGAAGAUGACAUACGUCCGCCUGGGCAGUUCUGGGCUCAAAGUGUCCAAAAUCAUAUUGGGCACGAUGCAGUAUGGAACGAGUGAAUGGCAAGACUGGGUACUCGGCGAGGAUGAGGCCAUAAAGCACAUCAAGGCCGCCUACGAUGCAGGAAUCAACACCUUUGACACAGCUGAUAUGUACUCCAACGGAUUGUCCGAGGUAAUAGUCGGAAACGCGAUCAAGAAGUUGAAUCUUCCUCGCGACGAAAUAGUCGUUAUGACCAAGGUGUACAACGUCGUGGGCAAGACGCCCGGUGAACGGGUAUUUAAAUCUUCUGAAAACCCAGACAACCUCGGUUACGUCAAUCAAAGAGGUCUGAGCAGGAAGCAUAUCUUCCAGUCUAUCAAGCAUAGCCUUGAGCGCCUUCAGCUCGACUACGUUGAUGUUCUGCAGUGCCAUCGUUUUGAUAAGGAGACGCCAAUCGCUGAGACGAUGCAAGCUUUGCACGAUGUCGUUCAGGCAGGCUACGUGAGAUACAUCGGCAUGUCGUCCUGCUGGGCGUAUGAAUUCCAUGCUAUGCAGAAUUAUGCUAUCCAAAACAAGCUUACGCCAUUCAUCUCUAUGCAAAACCAUCACAGCCUUAUUUACAGAGAGGAAGAACGCGAAAUGUUCCCUACACUCAAGCUCUUCGGCGUGGGGUCGAUUCCCUGGUCUCCUCUCGCUCGCGGUCUUUUGACGCGUCCUUAUGGGCAAGAGACCGUUCGCGGAAAGACUGAUUUCACGAUCAACUCAUACGUACAGCAUGAAGGUGACAAGACGAUCCUCGAGAGGCUUGAAGAAGUAGCGCAGAAGAAGGGAGCUAGCAUGGCUCAGAUCGCGCUUGCCUGGUCGAUGGGCAAAGAGGGGGUGACUGCACCGAUUGUUGGAACCACGUCGCUCAGUAAUCUCAUGGAUCUGCUCGAGGCAGUAAAUAUCUCAUUGACCGAUGAAGAGAGAAAAUACCUCGAGGAACCAUAUCGGCCCAAGGGCGUAGUUGGGCAUCAUUAAAAUAGUGAAAGAACAGGUUCCAGGGAAGUGAGAGCUCACCCCGACGGCCGUGAUGCGUCCUAUUAUCGUUGUAUAAUUACGUGGCAAAGUGUAAAGUCCUUAGAUGGCACCGGUUAACGCGGUUCGUAGAUCUAGAAGGAUACGUGAUUU